AUGAGUAGCAAGAAGAAAGAUGUAUCCUCUUACAGUAUCCUGGAGAGACGGAACAUGGGGAAUAUGGUUGUGGGAGGUGAUGCUUCAUCUCAUCAUUUAGUUUUCAUCACCCAGUUCAUUAGUGAAAAAAUCAGUCGAGUAGAAAAAACGAAACUAGAUGACGAAUUCAUAGAAAUGGAAAGGAAAAUAGAUGUAACCCAUAGAGCAUUUAUAGAGCUUCUUUCAAAAUGCACCAUGUAUCUUCAGCCAAAUCCAGCAUAUAGAAUGAAGCUAGGAGUGAUGCAGACUGUGUCCAAGAUCACAGGGCAGUUGAAAAACCAAACAUACCCACAUUCUGAAGGGAUACUAGGAGACUGUAUGCUGCGCUAUGGGUCAGAACUUGGAGAAGAAUCCCUAUUUGGCCAAGCAUUGUUGGAUUGUGGUGAAACAAUGAAGUUGAUGAGUGAUAUAAAAGAAGCUCUUGAUAUCAAUGUGAAACAAAACUUUUUAGAUCCAUUGCAUUUAUUAGAAGACAAAGAACUAAGAGAGAUUGAGCGUAACUUGAGAAAGCUGGAAGGCCGUCGUUUGGACUAUGAUUAUAUGAAAAGACGUGAGACUUCCUUUAUACAAGCUGAAGAAUUGCAAAGAGCAGGAGGAAAAUUUGAACAGUCAAAGGAGUUGGUUAGAACCAGCAUGACUAAUUUUUUAGAAAAUGAUAUAGAGCAAGUUAACCAGUUGGCAGUAUUUAUAGAAGCCCUGUUAGACUAUCACAGACAGAACACAGACAUUUUGGAGGAUCUAUACAGGAAAUUACAUCACCGAAUACGUAUAACACCUUAUAACUAUAAGUCACAUACUUCAAUCAAGACUUAUAAGGUUAAAGAUAAUGAUGGAUUUAGCUCUUCAGAAAGUUCAGGUCCUUCAAUUUCCAACAUUGCCCCAUGCUGUCGUGGUCUCUAUGAUUUUGUUGCCGAACAUGACGAAGAACUUGGAUUUAAAGAAGGGGACAUCAUUACAAUAACCAGUCAAGUAGAUGAAAACUGGUAUGCAGGAAUACUCCAGGGAAAAUAUGGAUUCUUCCCCAUUACCUACGUUCAUGUGCUAGUGCCUUUGCCUUCGAAUUUGCCUUAUUAG
This is a messenger RNA of Gracilinanus agilis (Agile Gracile Mouse Opossum), 1113 nucleotides long. RefSeq names its product SH3 domain containing GRB2 like 3, endophilin A3 (gene SH3GL3). NCBI's taxonomy places the organism in Eukaryota, Metazoa, Chordata, Mammalia, Didelphimorphia, Didelphidae. The coding region runs from base 1 to 1113 and encodes 370 amino acids. The record is from RefSeq and is a predicted model, not a curated record. Gene Ontology annotation, cellular component: glutamatergic synapse; presynapse; cytoplasm. Gene Ontology annotation, molecular function: protein binding. The transcript has 9 exons. Gene Ontology annotation, biological process: synaptic vesicle uncoating.